CAAGCACACACUCUUGAACACGCCAUUCUCUAUAUAUACACGCAUACUAGCUCACUCAUAAAUAUAAACAAAAAAUUAAUACAACAAGAUCCUGCUAUGUCGUCCACGGCGAGAAAUAUUUCUGGCAGCGGGAACCGAAAGUCGAGUAGGCUGCAGCGGCGGGCUCCACCGCCUCUUAAGAUAAACCCUUGCGAAGCGAAUUGGAAAGUGGCUAUUCCUCUUCUAUCACCUACGGAGUCGCCACCACAAAAACCACCGGCGGUAAUGAAGAGGGAGGAGCAACGGUGGGGUAAAGAGGCGGAGAAGCCGCCGGUUUUUAAGAAGUGGCAGCAUCCGGCAGCUCCGUUUUACUACCAGCCAGCACCGUCAUCGAAUCAGCCGUUUGCAUGGCCAAAUUAACGGUCUCUUAAUAUUAGGUCUAUCACACAAAUACAUAAAUAUUUGAAUCUUUUUAAUUGUAUGCCGAUCAUAUUGACAAAUAGCAUAUUUUAUUUUUUUUAACAUUACCAUCUUUAUGCAGUAUGUAUGUUGGGUUUGAUGUUGUUAUGUCCUUGUAACCAUUAAUUAAUAACUAAUAUAUAUAGUGUAUUGUUUCGUAUACUGUGUAAUGUUGAAGACACUAGCUAAGAUCGCCGUGUAAUUUGAUUUCUUUUAUAAAUAUUUUUCUUAAAGAAUUGUACAUGCGUUCAUAUCA
This is a messenger RNA of Arabidopsis thaliana (thale cress), 694 nucleotides long. RefSeq lists its product as uncharacterized. The record is from RefSeq and is marked reviewed. NCBI's taxonomy places the organism in Eukaryota, Viridiplantae, Streptophyta, Magnoliopsida, Brassicales, Brassicaceae. The coding region runs from base 97 to 399 and encodes 100 amino acids. The transcript has a single exon.